AUGUUGCGACAGUCAUUCAAAAUUAGGCAUUACCCAUUUGUCAGUAGCAAGCGUGCAAUGCGCGCGGGUAAUGGGCGCGGACAGUGGGCGCCGGCAGUGGGCGCCGGCAGUGGGCGCCGGCAGUGGGCGCCGGCAGUGGGCGCCGGCAGUGGGCGCGGACAGUGGGCGCCGGCAGUGGGCGCCGGCAGUGGGCGCGGACAGUGGACGCCGGCAGUGGGCAAGGGCCGCGUGGGGCUCGAGUGGACAUUGAAC
Brenthis ino (lesser marbled fritillary) is the source of this 252-nucleotide messenger RNA. The record is from the annotation of a GenBank genome assembly. Lineage: Eukaryota; Metazoa; Arthropoda; Insecta; Lepidoptera; Nymphalidae.